Molecule: messenger RNA, 261 nt
Organism: Lindgomyces ingoldianus
Lineage: Eukaryota; Fungi; Ascomycota; Dothideomycetes; Pleosporales; Lindgomycetaceae
Exons: 2
Coding region: 1-261 (86 amino acids)
Source: RefSeq, a predicted model, not a curated record
AUGGUAUGUUUUGGAGAUCAGGUCUCGGCAAUUUCGGCGCCAAAUCUCCACCACUCAACCACCACCUCACUUCACCAAAUGGGCGCCGAAGUUAGCGAGGCUGUCAAGUCAGACCUUAAGGAUUCAACUUUGAAGGAAUUACUAUUCGACGAAAAGUUUGUUGAAAGACUACGGGAAUCCGUACCAGUGCUUGAUGAUAACGAGCAGGUAUUAGCCUUCCUUUUCGGAAGCUUGGAUGACAUAAUCAGGCGUCUCGCUUAG